This is a messenger RNA of Trypanosoma cruzi, 4929 nucleotides long. RefSeq lists its product as uncharacterized. The transcript has a single exon. The coding region runs from base 1 to 4929 and encodes 1642 amino acids. The record is from RefSeq and is a predicted model, not a curated record. Lineage: Eukaryota; Euglenozoa; Kinetoplastea; Trypanosomatida; Trypanosomatidae.
AUGCUUUUUAGGCUUGGCCGGCACGUCGUGUCAAGAGUUGCGCUCGUGGCGCUUGUCCCCGGCGGCAGUGUCCGCCUGCUAAGCAAUUCCGCCCUGCAACUGGCACCCAAACGACGAACGAAGACAUCAGAACCCGGAAAGGCAGCAGCAUUGGGAGCUUCUGCAUCACCAACACAGAAGAAUGACCCGCCGCCACGACGCCGGCAGCGAAAAAACAAAGGGGACGGUCAUGACACUGAGGUUUUGAAUCCGCGAGGUUCACUGGCCUCCUUGCCACGUGCAAAGAAGACGAAGGGCGUGCAGUCUGUGGCAAAGGAAGUAAGAGGGCCCACUCCCACUACAAGCGAUGAGACGAGUGAGUCUGCAACGCCGAGCUUCACAGUUGAUGUUCUCCGCGUAGUGGAGGAAUGGGGUGCGGCGUGCGCAAACGUGCAACCGGAGGAUGUCGAGAGCGGGGAGACCCAAGUCGAAAAUAAAAAUGCCGCGUCUCACGUGGCGGUUGCGGCUGGCACAAAAGGAAAGCCUCAACUUGGGGCCACUGCCCUCGCUGCGCUUCUCGUCCGUGCCGUGAAGCUACCAGAAGAAUAUCCAACACUUCACGGCGUGCUGCAAGUUUACCAACAGACGCCACUCUCCCGAAGUGGCGUUGUUGUUCUUCACGCAAUUGAACUUGUCCGUAACGUGGAUCAUCUCUCCACUCUUGUUGCUUUUUUGCGUGUGUAUCGCACGAGUGCCUUUAGCAGCACUCCGGUAUACGAGGCAGUGAUGGAGGAGCUUGUGCGAGCGACGACGAUGUGGUGGCAUCAAGAUCAGAAUAGCACCAAGAGAGGAGAAAGAGAUGAGAUUGUAAUGCGGACUACACUGAUGUGGAUUUUAUUGGAGUUUCGAAGGAAUUAUUUUGAGAUGAAUGCCACUUCCACGAGGAUAUCCGAUGCGUCCAAAGGAAAUAAGAAGAAAGUGGGAGAUAAAAGAGGUGCCUCUAUUGAACACAGCAAAUGGUUAGAAGAGACCACCCAAAAAUUACUUGCAGACGCUGCCGUACCAGCUGCCGAUCACAUAGCCCAGGAGGCAGGCGAUCGUAAACUACAGACACUAACAGAGGGUGUGGUGAAUAUGGCUCUUUUCCUUCUCAGUUCUGCCAUGGCAACCGAAUUACAAAUGUACUCUUCGCACAAAGAAACAUGGGAAAGGGGCACCUCUCAAGUGCAGACGGCCAUAGACGUAUAUCUGAGUCACAAUUCAUCUGAGGAUUCUCUAAAUGCCAGUAUGAAGCAUCUCCGAGCGCACGGGUUCGACCUGUUGGACGCACUGAGGCUUUUAUCAAUGCUUGACACGGCUCUUUCCCCUCUUUUGCGGGAACGCCUGAAACGCACCGCUUCUGAAUGCUUUUUAAAAUUGUGUGGUGCUGUGGGUGCACGACCAACCCUAUUUACAGAGGUCUUGUGCACUCCGGAAAUGGCACAGCGUGUACGGGCAUUAACUUCAAACGACAUUGGCGAUUACGUUAAGGCAGCUCUUUUUACGGGUGCGGCUCUCUUUUGCGAGCGUGCAGAUGACGCUGCGGUCAACCGGAUAGCGCAACAAUUGCAGGCGGUGAAGAGGGUAUCCGCUAAGAAAGAAGGUGAUCUUUGCGUUGAUGCCGACGAAAAGGAAGAGGAUGACGCGGAGGUGACUUCUCCGCGAUCGAGACGCGCAACCAUCGCGUAUGGACUUUUUUCUGCGGGGUUUGAUCCUGAGGCGGUGCUCAGCAGUGGGUUAUGCGUUGGACACAACGCGAUGGAGGUGCUUGAGCUGUUACAAGCCGCUGCCCUCUUCUCACGGUCAUUUGCCCUUUCCCCAUUGCCCGCGCGGCUCUCCAUGUUGCUUACUACGGAGGUCGCAGCGCUUAUCGAAGCGCGUAUUAGGGCAGAGAACCGCGCAGGUGUGACACCAACAGAUUGCAUUGAGGGGCCGAGGCCACUUGCUGAGUUGUUGGAAAAUUUUUCGCCUGUAGAGAAAAACACGAGCGGGAAAAAGGAUGGCCUUGUGCCCCUUGAAGUUAUUUUUCAUUUGGCCUUUGGGACUGCCGUGGAGCUACUUGUGCGGGGAGAAGAGAAGAAGCUCAGCUCACAGCUUGUGCGGCUGCUCACGCUACUGGAGUGGGAAGGAUCGUAUAAGUACCUUGUUGAUGGGCUGUCACUGUUGAUUGACGGAUUUGUUGAGCGCUUCCGCACCGCUGGGCGGUGCCAACAUGAUCGGCACCAGCAAAAAUCGAGCAUGACGACAUCUACUGAGGUUGAACAAUCCUUGUCGGAAGUGACAGCCUUUUUUGUUCCACGUGUUGUGGAGGCUGUGCAAAGACGAUUGGCGAAAACAAAACGUGCCAGCGCUAUGAGUGACGCGGAGGAAAAGGAAGCGGCGCAACUGCUACAGCUGGUUUUACACUUCACCGUGUAUGUGGCCGCAUGCGGUAUGAAUGCGACGACGGCUAAACAGCUCGUUGGAUUACAUACCAUGGUUGUAAAGGGACUAACAUCCGGCGGCUCUGACACCCAUCUUGCCUCGCUAUCGGAGACGGUCAUACGAAUGAAUAUCCUUGUUUCAUAUUUGACAGCCAAACAGCGAGAGUUUGGUGUUGCGCGUCAUCCCGAAUCGCCUGGAUUGCGACAUUGUAGUAUUUUUCUCAAUGACGUUGUUGCCGUCCACUUGAAGCCGAUUGCCGCCGUUGUUCGUCGCGGUGGGACUAUUGUGGUGGCCCAAGAGCGUUAUCAGGUGCUUUCCCUUGUGAGUCUCCUUUUCCGACUUGUUUCCGAGUACACUGUGGAGGCGGAACCAGCCGAGUUAAGGGCAUUCCGCACAGACGUAUUGGACCCCACACUGACGCGCGUACUGCAAGAACAAAAUAACGGGGAUGUUCAGUGCAAUGAAACCCUUGAUCUUGACGCACUGAGCGAAAUCACAGUGGUGAUGUGCGUACCACACACCAUUCAUCACCUUUCUAGCCAACUGUUGGAUCAACUCGCUGCUGCUGUGGUGGUGGCGGCACCGAAGCAGCUUCAAUUGGCCCGUACAGAGGAUCAAAGGCGGCACUCUAGUAAGACGGCGACGCGUUUGCUCGUCUCUGCUGCAGCUGUGUGUCAACUCCGACAGGACAAACUGACGGCGCGGUAUCUCUCUUUGGUGCAGGCAUUGGGACCGUUGUUGCUCCCAGCCGAGGUGUCAGCCGUAUUGUGCUCUUUUGUUGCUUUUAAUGUGCCAUCCGAUACCGAUGCCGUUGUUGAACUACGAAAUCGCCUCACGGAAGAGGCAGUAUCAACGAAUUCAUCGUUGUCUGUACCAGAGACAAUUUCAUCUUUGCGGGUUCUUUGCGAAUUGGAGGACACAACUCGGUUGGCCCAUGCAGCAAUCCUGCGACGCAUUAUUUAUUCCGGACAUCGUUUAACACCGGGAGAAGUUGGCAUUCUUGUACGCAUUACUAAAAGGCUGCAACAACUAAACGGCACUCUUCCUGAAGAUGACUUGAAGUUUCUUCAAGAUCUUCCAUUCUCUCUUGCGGAAGAAGUGUUACGAGUUCGUCAGCACUGCUCAGCUUCGGAUCUUCCUCUCGUAUUACAGGGGUAUUCACAGCUGGAGGAGGAUCGUUACGGUGAACUAAACGACCGUGUAAUGAAAGCGUACAUUCUUAGGACCAUUCAGGUCCGCCCCCUUCUGGGCCCCAAGGAGGUUGUUGAAUGUCUAGAGAGUUAUGCGGCAGCACGAGUGAGUCAUCAAUAUUUAUUUGGCGUGCUCCUUGCACGUGUGGCGGACGUCAAGUUAAAAUUUUCAUUGCCCCUUGCGGUGCGUCUUGUUCGGUGUGGAGUGAACGCCUCAUGGGAUAAAAACAUUCAGACGGCAUGCAUUACAGCCGCGCAGCCGGUAUUUAUUGGGCUUGUGCGUCAUUUACUGCAAAAUGAUCCCGCCUCGCUUCCUUCUGUUUCAAGCAACGCCGUGGUUGUACUCCAAUGCCUUACCGAAGCUUUUCCCAACGACCCCACCAGUGAUCUUUUGCUGCAGAACAUGGCGUCGCACCACACCGCCCUGUCACUGUCGACGAUGAUGGCGGUGCUUGAACUGAUUGCAAGGAGGAGUUCAACCGAAUACAACAUUUUGAGAUGCAUGACAGAACAUGCUGCGUCCGCGCUUUUUCCACAGACUUCUCCCAGUGCAUUUGCAGAACUGACGCGUUUAUUUGUUCGUUGCGGCGUGCGCUCCCGCGUCUUGUUUACGGCUUUAUCGCGGCGAUUCAAGGAAAUUAGCAACAAAUGUGAUGGAAAUGUGUUGGCAACUCUCGCGGAGGCCUUUGCUGUUGCCCAUGUUGACCUGGAAGAAGGUAUCAUUACAACUUUUAUUGAACGCAUAGUUGCUCUUUCAGAAGGAAAGCAGCUUCUUUUACAGUUAAAUCACUGCAUCAGUAUCCUUAAGCUGUUUUCUCACAUAGACGCAGAGAAGGUUGAACAGGCCACCAAUCUUCUUUUAGAGUCUGCCAGAAAAUCUCUGGAAGCGAAGGAAAUGGUUCACGAUGGUGUGAAGAUACAACAGGCUCAAGACAUUAAUAUUCUUUUAUCUGCUUCUCUUCGGACAGCCCCCUUGCGGCAUCGCGCUCUUGCAAAGCAAUGCGCCGACGCACUGCUGGGAAUUGUGGGGGCAGAAGGCGUUGGGGAGGAAAAGAACUGCGGCGCUUGGCAGACUGACCUCAUGCUUAUUGUCCAGCUGGCCAGCAACAUAGUGCGAUUGGGGCUAAGAAAUCACCCUGUAGUUCCUUACCUGUUUGAUGCCUUGUACGAAAAACGAAGUGCACUCAUGCGGCGCCGGCUGCUGCUACAAAUAACCGCCGAGACCAUCCAGAUAGCAGGGGAACACACACAUAAACAACUCUACGCCCUUCUUGUGCAGGGUAAACUUGUGGCCUGA